This is a messenger RNA of Physcomitrium patens, 1193 nucleotides long. Its product is annotated as protein yippee-like At5g53940. Lineage: Eukaryota; Viridiplantae; Streptophyta; Bryopsida; Funariales; Funariaceae. The record is from RefSeq and is a predicted model, not a curated record.
GGAAGAAGGGCAGAGGGGAAGAAGAAGAGGCUGGGCCAGAGCGAGAGGAUUGGUUUGCUGCUUCUGCUCUCACUCUCACGCAUGGUUUUGUCGCAGGGAUUUAGAGCUUUCAUGCCCCAAUUGCAUACACACACACACAGGGGAGUGCCAGAGAGCGAGAGAUAGCGAGAGAGAGAGAGAGCGAGAGAUACACUGAGAAGUUGAAGAAGAAGGAGAAGACCCAGUGUUGAAAUUUUGGUCUUGGUGCGAUCAGCGUGGAGCAUUGGAUUGUGCGAGCCGGCUCUCAGGGCGAGGAUUUCCGUGAAUUUGUUGCGUGGUUGCAAGGUGAUUGCGUGAAGGGGCGAGAGUUAGACGUGAAUGCAAGCAUCAGGGAUGGCAUCGUGACGCAAGUGGAAUUGGAUGGGCUUCUUACUGAAUAGAGCACGAAGAGAUUAAUUAAAUUAUUGUGCUGUAGUGUUGGAAUUAAGGUGACACAAGGACCGCAGCAUUUGAGCAUGGGCAGGUUGUACUUGAUUCAGCUGGACGGUCGCGUCUAUAGUUGCCGCUGUUGCCGCAGUCACCUGGCCCAAUGCGAUGAGCUGGUCUCGAAGUCGUUCCACUGUCGACAUGGGAAGGCCUACCUAUUCAAUACAGUGGUGAAUGUUUCACUGGGGCCACAGGAAGAUCGUUUGAUGACAACAGGCAAACACACUGUGGCAGAUAUCUGUUGCAAUUCUUGUCAGCAGGUUGUGGGCUGGAAAUAUGAGUCAGCCUACGAAAAAAGUCAGAAAUACAAAGAGGGGAAAUUUAUUCUUGAACGGGCUAAGAUGAUCGAUGGGGACGGUGGCAAUUUCUUUUUGGAAACCCACGAAGUGGACAGUGAUGCAGAGAAUGAAUAGCCGAACAUCUGCUGUAUCCAGCCACCUACUUAGCUAAUUUAAGGUGAAAAGAGAUUAGUGGCUAGAUGCUGCCUGCCUGGAUUCACCAAGUUGGGAUUUUAGUUGUUUUCAACAUUGUAGACUCCUCCUCUAUGUCCGUCUGCUGUGUGCAGUAUACACAUACUCAGAGUCAAAAAAAAAAAAAAAAAAAAAAAAAACACACUUGCUCGCUGAGCUUGUAGUUUUUCUGAUGAACGUGCGUUUUGUACAAACAUCUGAAAGUCACUGGAGCUACUCCAUUGAACAAAUGUAAAUAUGCCUUUAUUCUCUGACUCA